This is a messenger RNA of Rhincodon typus (whale shark), 854 nucleotides long. RefSeq names its product troponin I, slow skeletal muscle-like. Bases 37 to 750 code for a protein of 237 amino acids. The record is from RefSeq and is a predicted model, not a curated record. Gene Ontology annotation, biological process: muscle contraction. NCBI's taxonomy places the organism in Eukaryota, Metazoa, Chordata, Chondrichthyes, Orectolobiformes, Rhincodontidae. The transcript is spliced from 10 exons. Gene Ontology annotation, cellular component: troponin complex.
UGCCAUAAGGAAGGUCUAAAGCCAUAUAACUCCAAAAUGUCUGAUCAGGAAGAGUAUGAAGAAGAAGUUAUUGAGGAAACUGAAGAGACUGAAGAAGUAAUUGAGCCUGAUCCUGAGCCUGAGCCUGAGCCUGAGCCUGAACCACCGAAACCUGCACCUCCUCCUAGAGUUGCUCCAACUCCAAGAGCACAAACGACUCAAAAUGCUAAAAGAAGUUGUAAGAUCUCAGCAUCACGCAAGCUCCAUCUCAAGAUUCUAAUGCUGGGCAAAGCCAAGGAAGACCUAGAACGAGAAAUAGCUGAACGAAAUAUAGAAAAGGAAAAAUUCCUUGCAGAGCGUGUACCUCCACUCAACCUCAGUGGCCUUUCACUUACUGACUUGCAAAAUUUGUGCAAAGAGCUUCACCAAAAAAUUGAGAUUGUUGAUGAAGAAAGGUAUGAUUUUGAGUUUAAAGCUGGGAAGAACAACUAUGAGAUUCAUGAUCUAUCCUUGAAAAUUCUUGACCUUAGAGGGAAGUUUAAGCGACCCACUUUGCGUAGGGUCCGUGUAUCUGCUGAUGCUAUGUUGCGUGCCUUAUUGGGUUCCAAGCACAAAGUAUCAAUGGAUCUGCGAGCCAAUCUGAAGUCAGUCAAAAAGGAUGAUGCAGAGAAGGAGCGUAAUGUCGAGGUGAGCGAUUGGCGCAAGAAUGUGGAAGCCAAGUCAGGCAUGGAGGGCAGAAAGAAGAUGUUUGAUGCUGCUAAUACCCAGUAAAUGUUGCCAGGUAAUCCAGGUGGGCUAUUUCCACUUCUUUGAAAAUCGAGAACGAAUGUGUUUGCUGAGUGCUUUACUUUCAGCUCUGCAGUGUUUAGCAUGCC